This is a messenger RNA of Chaetomium globosum CBS 148.51, 981 nucleotides long. RefSeq lists its product as uncharacterized. Gene Ontology annotation, biological process: carbohydrate metabolic process. Lineage: Eukaryota; Fungi; Ascomycota; Sordariomycetes; Sordariales; Chaetomiaceae. The record is from RefSeq and is a predicted model, not a curated record. The transcript has 3 exons. Gene Ontology annotation, molecular function: hydrolase activity, hydrolyzing O-glycosyl compounds. Bases 1 to 981 code for a protein of 326 amino acids.
AUGAAGGCCAGUCUUCUCUUCUUGGCGCCGCUCGCCGUCUCGGCAGCACCCGCCCUCGACACUCGCCAGGCGGCCGAGAGCAUCGACAAGCUGUUCAAGGCCAAGGGCAAGCACUACUUUGGCACCUGCGCCGACCAGGGCCGUCUCGGCGCCGGCAAGAACGCGGCCAUCAUCGAGGCCAACUUCGGCCAGGUGACGCCCGAGAAUAGCAUGAAGUGGCAAAGCAUCAACCCCAACCAGGGCAGCUACAACUGGGGCCAGGCCGACUACCUCGUCGACUGGGCCACCCAGCGCAACAUCACCAUCCGCGGCCACACCUUUGUCUGGCACUCGCAGCUCGCCGGCUGGGUCAACAACAUCCGCGACAAGGCCACCCUGACCAAGGCCAUCCAGGACCACAUCACCACCGUCAUGACCCGGUACAAGGGCAAGAUCUACGGCUAUGACGUCAUCAACGAGAUGUUCAACGAGGACGGCUCGCUCCGCAGCAGCGUCUUCUCCAACGUGCUCGGCGAGGACUUUGUCGACAUCGCCUUCAAGGCGGCGCGCGCGGCCGACGCCAACGCAAAGCUGUACAUCAACGACUACAACCUGGACAGCCCCAACGCGGCCAAGGUGACCAACGGCAUGGUCAACCACGUCAAGAAGUGGUUGGCCGCCGGCACCCCCAUCGACGGCAUCGGCACCCAGGGCCACCUCCAGUCCGGCGGCGGCAACGGCCUCGCCGGCGCCAUCAAGACUCUCGCCGCUUCCGGCGUCUCCGAGGUUGCCGUCACCGAGCUCGACAUCCAGAACAGCAACACCAACGACUACACCGCCGUCACCCAGGGCUGCCUCGACGAGCCCAAGUGCGUUGGUAUCACCGUCUGGGGUGUGCGCGACCCUGACUCGUGGCGUCCUCAGGGCAACCCGCUUCUCUUCGACAGCAACUACAACCCCAAGGCCAACUACAACGCCAUCGUCAGCCUUCUGUCCAAGUAA